Molecule: messenger RNA, 8199 nt
Organism: Talaromyces atroroseus
Lineage: Eukaryota; Fungi; Ascomycota; Eurotiomycetes; Eurotiales; Trichocomaceae
Exons: 4
Coding region: 1-8199 (2732 amino acids)
Biological process (GO): ubiquitin-dependent protein catabolic process via the N-end rule pathway; protein ubiquitination
Cellular component (GO): cytoplasm; ubiquitin ligase complex
Molecular function (GO): zinc ion binding; ubiquitin protein ligase activity
Source: RefSeq, a predicted model, not a curated record
AUGCUCACGGAAUGUGAGAAAAUUUUGGGCGAUGGCCUUUUGCGCCUGCCAGCUGAGUACGAUUGCCAUUAUAGUGUCCAAGCGGAGGAGGACCUGAUAGAGCUCCUCUUUCGAUCAUUAUGCGGCCACGAUCCCCAACGGCUACGGCUACUCUUCCCCGAUGGCACACCGGACGAUCGAGCCUGGAAAUUAGCAGAAGCCCAAGGCGCCCAAGAAGGCGCGGAGUACAGCGCCGCCGCUCGUGGUAAACGAUGCGGUCAUAUUUUCAAAGCUGGCGAAGGAACCUAUCGAUGCCUGACAUGCGGUGCCGACGACACCUGUGUACUAUGCAGUCGUUGCUUUGACGCGUCUGACCACACGGGCCAUCAGUACCAGAUUUCUCUGUCGCCAGGUAACUGCGGAUGCUGUGAUUGCGGCGACGAGGAAGCGUGGCGAGUGCCCUUGUGCUGUGCGAUUCACACAGACACUAGCGAUGGGAAGGGCAAAGAGCGUGUUAAGCAAGGUCUACCACAGGCAUGGGUUGACGAUAUCAGAACUACGAUUUCGCGAACAUUAGACUAUUUCUGUGAUGUCAUUUCAUGCUCCCCAGAGCAGCUUCGACUGGCAAAAACCGAGGAGGGAAUCCGCCAUGACGAAAUUGCAUCGAGACUACGUCCGGGUUGGUAUGGCAAGGGGGACGAGCCGGAAGAUGAACCGGAAUUUGCUCUAGCAUUGUGGAAUGAUGAGAAGCAUACGAUUCGCGAUGUGUCUCACCAAGUGACACGCGCAUGUCGAGAACGCUCCAGCUUCGGAGAUUUGAAAGCACACGAGACGCAUGAAAUAGGUCGCAGUGUGAUCAAGUACUCAAGGGAUCUUAAUAGAUUGCUACAGGUUUCGAAAACGAUCGAACAUAUCAAAGUCACGGUGACUAUUCGCUCGGCUCGUGAUACAUUCAGAGAAGGAAUGUGUGGUACCAUAGUCGAAUGGCUGUCUGAUAUUGCCGGCUGCAGCUUUGGCGAAGACAACGAAAUUCUGCGAAAUGUUAUCUGUGAGGAGCUUUUGCGUCCCUGGCGGCAGGGCAGUGGUGCAUACAAUGCAGAUAUUGGAAUGAAAGGCAUUGACGACCACGAACGCCAUGAGAUUACACCCCUGUACCGCACGGCAAUUACCCUGACAGUGUCUCCACAAGGAGGCGUUAUCGUUGGGACGGAAGACGACGAAGACGAAGAUGAGAUGGAUGAGAAUGAGGUAGAACAGGGCCAGGAUGAGGAUGACAUGGAGGAAGAUGAGGAUUUUGUGGCACAUGAAGAUGACGAUGACGACUAUUCUGAGGUGAUGGACAUUGAGAACUCACGUCUUCGCCAACUGCUGGGAAUAAAUUCUAUCAAUGACGAUGUUGACAUGGGUAAUGCAGAUGGCGAAGGUCCAGAUACAGAUGCAAGCACACCUACAGCAGCGCAAGCUGACAACCAAAUAGCAUCACAAAUACCACCACCUGGACGACAAGGCCGAGAUAAUCAGUCAACUCUUCCGGAAAGCGAGAUGGGAGAUGGAACCCCUCAAUAUGAAACUUCUCAUGUCAAGAUCCCUAGGACCCCAACUGUAUCAGUCAAGCUGUCCGCGGCGAAAACUCCUGGUCAUUGGCAAACAAGACCUCCUCGACCUGUUGGAAAUGUGCCACUGUAUGAAAACCUCAGUCAACGCACUCGUCUUGAUUGGAUGAUCCUGUUUGACCUUCGGUUAUGGAAGAAGACCAGAGUUGAUCUUCGAGAUCUGUAUAUCAGCACAGUAGUCAAUGUUCCCCAGUUCAAACGAGUUAUGGGGUUGCGCCUCUCUUCGCUAUACACAUCACUGGCCCAGUUGUACUUGAUUGCUGACCGUGAGCCGGACCAUUCUAUAGUGAAUGUAUCUUUGCAACUCCUCACAACUCCAUCUAUCACUGAGGAAAUUGUUCUUCGAGGCGACUUCCUCACCAAGGUAAUGGCCAUUCUUUAUACUUUCCUCACGACGCGUCAAGUGGGAGAGCCAUGGGAAGUCAAUCCGAAUGCAACUUUGGCAUUUGAUGCUGGCUCCGUAACCAACCGUCGACUCUAUCAUUUCUUCCUUGAUCUUCGCCAUCUCCUUCUGUCAGAAUACGUACAAGGCCGUAUCCGCUCUGAAGAUCAGUAUCUUCUGCAAUUCUUAGAUCUGGUCAAGCUACCGCAAGGUAUCUGUCCGAAUGUCCGGGCCGUCGGGGAGCAUGUGGAGUACGAAACAGAUGCUUGGAUUAGUGCUUCUAUCUUAAUGAGGGAAAUCAAUCGUCUCUGCCGCCAGUUUUGCGAAUCGUUCCGACAUCCGACAGCAGUCAGUGGCCAUAAUCUGGUGCGCGCAAUCAAGGCAGCAGCCGUCUAUGCCAUUGUUCACUCAACCGGUGUCGAGAGAAAGCGGUUUGAUCAGGCUGAGAUCAAAGAGUACGUCAAGUUUAAACAGCUUCCUCUUUUCGAUUUUGAAGUUUCGCCGGAAGGUCACAUCCAACGCCAUCGAGUGGUUGAUUUUGUCGUCGAAAGGGGCUCUAUCAGUUUCCAUCAUGCUCUUCACUAUACUCUUUCGUGGUUGCUAGAAUGCGGUCGUGAUAUGAGUCCCGAAUUGAUGCGCGAUAUAUUGCUUGAGGCUGCUCAAUUAGCCAACGAGAAACAUGUGCAUGACAGGCAUCUGAGUAACGAAGAUCUCCUACUUGCCAUGUUUGACUACCCACUUCGUGUCUGCGCAUGGCUCGCCCAAAUGAAGGCGGGUAUGUGGGUGCGUAAUGGUCUAAGUCUUCGCCAUCAAAUGUCGCAGUACCGAGGAGUAUCGUCCCGCGACUUUGCAUAUUAUCGAGACAUUUUCCUUCUGCAAACUGCCUUGGUAACUUGCGACCCGAGUCGGGUUCUUGCCUCUAUCGCUGAGCGAUUUGGGAUGGUAACGUGGUUUACUGGAGACUAUCAGCCGCGUCAAGGUUAUGAAGAUUCUCAGAUUGUCGACGUUGCUGAAGAAUUUAUCCACUUGCUUAUAAUAUUGAUUACGGAUCGCACCUCCCUCACUAUUAUUGAUGAUGAUAGCAUGCUUACACGCGAGAACAUCAGUCGAGAUAUUGCUCACGUACUUUGCUUCAAGCCACUCUCAUUUUCCGACCUUUCUACACGUUUAAGUGAUAAAUUAUUGGAGACAGACAUAUUCCAAGACGUGCUGGACGAUGUCGCUACCUUCCGUCCACCAGAAGGAUUGAAUGAUACGGGCACAUUCGAACUGAAGCCCGAGUACCUUGAACUAGUAGAUCCUUACAGUGCUCAUUACAAUAAGAACCAACGUGACGAGGCGGAAAGCAUCUUCAGGAAUUGGAUGGCCAAGAAGAUAGGCAAAAAGCCUUCUGAUAUCGUGUUUGAACCUAAACUUCGACCCAUCGUGAAGGGAGUAUUCUCUGAUCUGUCAGCAUUUACGAGAACCCCAUUAUUCGCCCAAAUAUUACACUAUUGUCUUGACUACAUCUUGUGUUCCAAGGAGAAAACACCCCAGAUUCCAUCAACCAGAGUUGAAGCCUUUUUACAUAUUGUUCUUCAUCUUAUACUCCUUGCCACCCUAGAAGAUGGCACAUCAGAUGAUGAUGACAGCAGUAAUGGACCUGCAGCGUCAUUUGUACAGAAUGCUCUAGCAAAAUCGAGACCAACACAAGCGGAAGCCCAUCUCUCCAUUGUUGGCCUUUUGGAAAAGGUGUCUACCGCUGGCGAAUUCGAAAGCUGCGGCGCAAAAGUUAAACAUAUCAUUAAAAUGAUGUGGCAGAAACGCCCGAGGUCGUACGCAAUUGCUACUGAAAAACUGAAAUUUCCAUAUGAGCGACUUGAUACCAACUCGCCGGCAAGCAAUGCUGAAUCCGAGCAGGAAAUGAAAAAGAAACAGGCUCUAGACCGCCAAGCACGUGUGAUGGCACAAUUUCAGCAGCAGCAGCAAAACUUCCUCAGUUCCCAGGGUGCUUUUGAUUGGGGCGACGACGACGACUUUAGUGACAUGGAGUCUGAAAGCUUGGGAGAUGAAGAAACCAAGACUUGGAAAUUUCCUAGUGGCACUUGCAUCCUCUGCCAAGAGGAAACUAAUGAUUCCAGGCUCUUUGGCACCUUUGCCUUGGUUCAAGACAGCGGCAUAAUGCGUUUGACGGACAUCCAAGAUCAGGAUUGGAUACGUGAGGCACUGAGGACUCCUACAAGCCUUGACCGCUCAGAUGAGCACAUACGACCCUUUGGCGUUGCUGGGGGGAACCGCGUCAUGAUCAAGAAACUGGACUCGUCCGGCGGUGAAGUGAUAAGUGAGAAGGUUGGACUCAGCAAGGGUUUCUCGUCAAAGAACACUCUACGAGGGCCGGUAACUACUGGCUGUGGCCAUAUUAUGCACUACGCUUGCUUUGAAGUUUAUUGCACGGCGAUUCAAAGACGCCACUCUCAACAAGUUGCUCGGAACCAUCCUGAGCAUCUAAAUUUGAAGGAGUUUGUUUGCCCGUUGUGCAAGGCCCUUGGUAAUGCGUUCUUGCCUAUAAUUUGGAAGGGCAAAGAAGAGGCGUACCCGGGGGUCCUGAAUACAGAGAAAUCCUUUAAGGAAUUUAUCACUGAAGACUUACGACUCAGCCUCUCACAACCACCCAAUGUGCCACUGUUCGUCAUGGACAGCGAAAAGAUACCACACGAUCCUUACUUUAACAUUUCUAACAAAUAUCUCGCGAGAGCCUUAGUCACACCAUUAUCUGCGGCUAUUGAUGAAAAGAAUAAUUGGCCUUUUAAUUUCUCACGACCGCCUUCUUGGACUCUUCAAGGCGGACCGAGAAUUCUCAUGCCCGGUGAAUUUCCCAAUUCCGCUGCUGAAGAGACAGGCACCACCAGUCCCAUCCGACCACCACCUCCUCCUACAGAUACAUCAACGCCUGAAGCUGCAUCCGACCCGCUCUCCGAACUCAUGAAGAUUUACCAGCGACUGAAGAAGACACUGCAGGCUAAUCAUAUUCAGUCGCAGUUCUCUCAUAGCAAGAAUCCCAGCGUGUGGGAUGAUCUGAUUUACACGGACUGUCUUUUCAGGACCUUUGGAUUUAGUAUAUCUGCUCUGGAGAUCUCCCAACGUGGUGUGGAAGCUGAUCCCGGUACUACCUUGCUGGACAAAAUCCCGCAGUUGACAUUGACGCACCUGCGCGUCCUUGCCGAGACGGCUUAUUCUUAUGCUGCUCUUGGCUCAUCUAUGAAUUUCUAUUACGGCGAUAAAAAUGGAACAACUGAAGAGAUCUAUGAGAUGCAUCGCCAGAAACUGUGUCAACUCUUCGCCGGUCAUCCUGUUACUAGCCACACGCCAUUACUUGACGGUGUUCGUAGCAUUGACCCAUUACUAGGAAUGGAUAUUUUUGUCUUCCUAGCCGAGUGCUCCUUGUCACUAGGCCCGGUGUUGAAUAUCGAGAUCAGGCAUUUGAUCCAGCUUUGCUAUAUGGCUGAAAUUGUCAAGGUUACUGUCACAUUUAUCCUAUGCAACCAUCAUCUCAAAGAAGAACUUGCUCGCCAUGAAAGUGACAACUACUUGCAAACCGAGUCCGCGGAGGCGAAGUACGCAAUUAUGCGCAAAUUCUUUGACGCGGUGGUCUCCGAGCUGAAGUCUAACUCUAUUGGACGCGCCGCUGGAUCUUCAAUCACAAGCGGUUAUCUGAUGGAAGGCGAAGACUCGAGUACUCCCACCUUAGUGAUGGCAUUGCGCCGUCUCAUCUCCAGCUAUGCAUUACCAUUCCUCCGCAAAACCGUGAUACUUCUGCAUGUUCAGCACGGAGUCAACUUCCCAAACACAGGGCUCGGGGACCAAGGCAUGUCAGAACUUGAUCGUCUGACUACAAUCCUUCAGCUUCCAACACUAGACGAGAUCCUCCUUUCGUUCUCUACACCGGAAACCGAAAAUCCUUACUACCGACUGUUCUCCGGGUGGAUAUUCCAUUGGAACGCAUCGCGGUCGGGAGUGCGUCUCGAAGAUCGUCGUCUCUGGCCUAGCUUGUCUCAUCCAGCGCCGUUUGAGCUGAUUGGUCUUCCGAUGUACUACGACCUAUUAAUCGAAGAAGCCAACAGAAGACGAUGCCCCAAGUCAGGAAGAGAGCUGAGCGACCCGAGCAUUUGCCUAUUCUGUGGUGAAAUCAUGUGUUCGCAGGCAGUUUGUUGCAUGGACAAUAAACUCGGUGGCUGUAAUCAGCACGUUCUAAAAUGCGGCAAAAACAUCGGCCUGUUCAUCAACAUCCGAAAAUGCACCGUUCUCUACCUCCACAACCACAAUGGAUCAUGGCAUUUUGCGCCGUAUCUCGACCGACACGGCGAAGUUGAUCCUGGUCUGCGCCGCAAUCGCCAGCUCAUUCUAAACCAGAAGCGGUACGACAAGCUGCUGCGGGAUGUCUGGCUGUCCCAUGGCAUUCCGGCCACGAUUAGCAGGAAACUGGAGGCGGAGAUUAAUAAUGGUGGGUGGGAGACUAUUUACAUUGUCUCGGCCACAGCAAACACAUCUAUGAACAACGACCAAUUCCGACGCCUGGUCCUUGACCAACCAGGCAAAAAAAGAGCGGACAAAGCGUCUCCAAAUCGCGAGUCAACACCGACAUCAACAUCGACACCAUCAGCUGCAAUUCUCGGCUCUCAUUUUCGCUCCAGCAUCCCUAUGACACCGCGCAAUGUCAAAGGUGGCACUGCCGACUUUGCGCGUCAACUCGCCGAGCAUCGUCGCGAGGAAUUGCAGCAGCAACGACCUACAAAAAGAUUCAAAUCGUCCGCGGCGCCAAAGGGCACCAGAUUGGCGAGUGGUUAUCAGGAUCGAACGGCCUUGCGACGCGAGCAGGAUGAUGGUAGUCAAAUAGAUGACAAAAACAAAGAAACAGAAAGCGUUGCGCAAAGACUCAAGGCGCUGGAAGAUAUGCUCAAAUUGGGACAGAUUGAUAAUGCGAUGUUUGAGAAACUUCGCAAGGAGAUUGGUGUUGGUGGGGACUUGGAUAGUACGCAUAUGGUCAAGGGCUUGGAUUGGGAUUUGUUGCGGAGAGUCAAAGCCGGGGAGGAUGUUUCGAAGAAACAGCAGCAAGAGAAAGAGGAAGAAGCUGAAGUUGAAGCUGGAGAUGUGGACGAAGAGCUGGAUCGUAUGCUUGAGGAGAAGGAAGGUCAGAUGGCACCACCGCCACCGAAGGAGAAGAAGGUCAAGAAAGGGAAUCUGGCGACUGCGCCAGCGGGUAAAAUGUCUCGAGAUGAGAUUCUGAGACAAUUGAAAGCCAGCCGCGCCGCCGCCGCGGCAGCAGCACCUCAAUCGACACUAAGUGCAAAAUUUAAAAAGAUCAAGGACGACAUACCCGAGAAGAAACGCUGGAUUGAAACAGAUCCAAACGGUCGCCGGAAAGAGAUACUAGUCAUUACCGAUGCUGAAGGCAAAACGAAAAGGAAAGUCCGCUGGCUGGACAAAGAGGACAAAACAGCCGUAAGCAAAGUCGAUGGCAAUGGGCUCCUGCUUCUUAGCCAAGAUGCCAAACCCUUGGGCAUGGAGGUUCCUGCCGUGGUUGCCGCGAAGAUAGCCGCGGAAGCAGCAGCAGCAGCACAAGCUGAGGCAGAAGACGAUGACAUCUUUGCGGGCGUUGGGACAGACUACAACCCGCUUGCAGGCUUGGACGAGAACGACUCUGAUGAGGAGGGGGGGGAUGAAGAGAAGGAAGAGAAAUUAUUGGAAAAUAAGCCGAGCAAGGAAGAACCAUCUACAGCACCGCCAGACUACCAACCAGCGCCGCGGCGAAACUACUUCAACGACAAAAAGACAGCAGAAGAUGCCGCCGACACAUCUCGCAGCAACGCGCUAACCCAAGAUCCUACCCUCCUCGCUGCACUGAAACGUGCCGCUGCACUCCGUCAAGCGUCGUCGAAAGAUGUCGAAGGAGACGGAGAAGAAGGCGAACUUGUCGACGACGCAACCGAAGACCCUGAGAAACUAGCGCGUCGCAAGAAAUUCCUUGAAGAGGCGCGUCGUCGCGACGCUCAGGAUGCACUCGAUCUCGAUUAUGGGUUUGGCAGUAGUCGUGUUGAGGAUGAGGAAGACGAGGAAGGGCCCACGUUUGAUGCUGCAGGCCAGCGUGGCGGUAGUAAUAAACGUAAGCGAGGACCGAAGAAGAGGAAGGGUGAUAAGGAUUCGGCGGCUGAUGUGUUGAGGGUUAUGGAAGGGAGGAAGAAUAAGUGA